Molecule: messenger RNA, 1203 nt
Organism: Schistosoma curassoni
Lineage: Eukaryota; Metazoa; Platyhelminthes; Trematoda; Strigeidida; Schistosomatidae
Source: the annotation of a GenBank genome assembly
AUGUACUCGAAUCGUGUUGAUAUGAAACUAAACAGUUCUGUCUGUCCAUUUGGUUGCUUAAAACCGUACUAUUAUUAUUUUGUCGCAGAGUUUUAUAAUCUGGUUCCCAAUAUGGUUCAAAAAUGCAGUGGUUUAAACCGGUUGGUGCAUACAUUGUCUAAGUUACGAUUGAAUGAUGUGAAAUUAUUUUUAAUUGGAUUAGGGUUCGUAUUUUUAUUAAAUUGGAUUGUUACUUCAUCGUGGAUACCGAAAUUUAAAUGUUUGUCAGAUGGUAGCGUGCUUCAGAGCACAAAACAAUAUUCCAUAUUUUCUUUAACUGAUGUUAGUUAUGCUCAAAAUCUUGCUAAUAAGAUUAAUAUAUAUUGUUAUAUCCUAACGGAACCACAGUCACAUCUAACCAAAGCUUAUCAUGUUCAAACAACUUGGGCCCGAAGGUGUACCCGUUUUGGUUUUAUUAGUUCAGAAGAGGAAAAAUUAAUGAAAAUGCUUGCUGUUGAUAGGACUCAAAAUUAUGUUAAACAUUCUUGGAUUUCAAUGCGUGAAACACUUCGUGCAUUACAUAAACAAACUUACAAAGCAGCAUAUUUUCUUAAAGCUGAUGAUACGACUUAUGUGAUCAUGGAAAACUUAAGGAAUGCUUUAGAAUACACAGAUCCUCGUAAACCAUUUAUUAUGGGUCACAUCUAUAAGAUCCGUCCAAAUGAAUUCACUUUAUCUGGUAGUUUUGGCUACGUCCUAUCAAGAUCUGCUCUCGAAUUGAUUGUUCUGAAAGGUUUAGACAAAUUGGCUGACUGUGGACCAAUUCAGCAUGUUCGUGAAGAUAUUCAAAUAUCUAAAUGUGCAAAAGCAUUAGGCAUAGAAUUCAAAGAUAGUAUUGAUAUGUUUGGAAUGUCACGAUUCAGUAAUGUUACUAUAAACAAUCUUUUUGGAACAUUCAAUAACAGUAAUAAUAAUAGCGGAACAAUUCAGUGGGAUCCAAUAAAAACAGAUUAUACACAAGCAGUGUAUGAUUUAAAGAAAUUACCUGCAAGUCCACUGCUAAUCAGUUUCGGUGGUUUAAUGCCAGUGAAAAUGUACAUUUUAGAAUAUUUAAUCUAUCAUCUUCGACCAGUUGGAAUAACGCAUCGAAUUUUACAACAUCUACCUUAUUCAUCAUCAUCAUCUGCAAUGAAUCGUUAUCAUCAACAAGACUAUAGUACAUAA